This is a messenger RNA of Fonticula alba, 768 nucleotides long. Its product is annotated as DNA damage checkpoint protein rad24. The transcript has 8 exons. NCBI's taxonomy places the organism in Eukaryota, Rotosphaerida, Fonticulaceae. The coding region runs from base 1 to 768 and encodes 255 amino acids. Gene Ontology annotation, biological process: signal transduction. The record is from RefSeq and is a predicted model, not a curated record. Gene Ontology annotation, cellular component: cytoplasm.
AUGUCCACCAUCUCCCGCGAGGACCUCGUCUACAUGGCCAAGCUCGCCGAGCAGGCCGAGCGCUAUGAGGAUAUGGUCUCCUGGAUGACCAAGGUCACCGAGGGCGACACCGAGCUCUCCGUCGACGAGCGCAACCUCCUCUCCGUCGCCUACAAGAACGUCAUCGGCGCCCGCCGUGCCUCCUGGCGCAUCGUCACCUCCGUCAAGGAUAAGGAGGAGUCCAAGGGCAACGAGCGCCACGUCCAGCGCAUCAUCGAGUACCGCGCUCGCAUUGAGAAGGAGCUCUCCGACAUCUGCAAGGAGGUCAUCAACAUCCUCGAGGUCUCUCUCAUCCCCAAGGCCGUCGGUCCCGAGUCCAAGGUCUUCUACUACAAGAUGGUCGGUGACUACCACCGCUACCUUGCUGAGUUCCUGACCGGCGACGAGCGCCAGAACGCCGCCAACCAGGCCAUGACCGGCUACCGCUCUGCCUCCGAGACCGCCGAGCAGGAGCUCUCCCCCACCAACCCCAUCCGCCUGGGUCUGGCCCUGAACUUCUCCGUUUUCUUCUACGAGGUCAUGAACUCCCCGGACCGCGCUUGCGCCCUGGCCAAGCAGGCCUUCGACGACGCCAUCGCCGAGCUCGACACCCUCUCCGAGGACUCCUACAAGGACUCUACCCUCAUCAUGCAGCUCCUGCGUGAUAACCUCACCCUGUGGACCUCUGACGUCGAGUGCAAAGACGGAGUCCCCUUCCCUAAAUGUGCUCUCUUGGUGGCUCGCUUGUGA